UAAAAGCACAUCACCAUGUUAAUCUAACACCUAUUGCUACAUUUUAUCAUGUAUCUUUAACAAGAAAACUGGUUUCACUUCCAUUGAGCUGCUCAGGACAUCAGGAGCCGUCCUGCUCAGACUGCAUUGGUCAGCAUCUCUGGUCAGAGAGGAAAAAAAAAUCACAGAUAUGUCUGUCCUGCAGGAGAUCAGCUCCGAUGUAAGAAAUAUGAAACAGAUGGAGAACUUCGUCUUGUUCAGGCGAACCAACGAGAUCAAGGAGGAGCUCAGACGGGGAGUAAGAAAGUCCUACAGAGAGGUGAUUGAUGUCUCCUGGGGUGACCCACACAGGGCAGGUGUGAAACCUCUUUCUUUUGUAAGACAGGUUCUUGCAGCUUGUCUCUACCCUGAGCUUAUGGAUGGAGACAAGCUGAUGGUAGAUGUCAAGCAGAGGGCUCAGCGGCUGCUGGGAACAUGUGCAGGAGGGAGUGUAGGUUCUUACUGUGCCACAGCAGGAAUACCACAAAUACUUCAGAGCAUCUCCCAAUACAUUAUGAGACGGGAUGGAGGGGUUCCAUGUCACCCUGAAAACAUUUACAUCAGCCCUGGCUCACAGUGGGCACUCACGAACAUUUUAAAGGUCUUGGUGAAUUCCGAGGCCUCACCCAGAACUGGAGUGCUGAUCCCAGUGCCGUGCCACUCCACCACUAUCAUAUCCCUAACGACGCUGGGAGCGGUGGCGGUUCCCUACUACCUCAGAGAGGAGCGGGGUUGGGCGCUGGAGAUGGAGGAGCUGCAGCGAGCUCUGGACUCUGCAAAGGGAGUUUGCAACCCGGUUGCUCUGUAUAUGAUCAACCCUGGAAACCCAGCUGGUUAUGUUCAAAGCAGAAAAUCCAUUCAAGAGGUGAUCCGUUUUGCUGCAGAGAAGAAGCUUUUUCUUCUAGCCGAUGAGGUGUACCAGGACUGUGUUUAUGGGAAGGAAAGUGAGUUUGUCUCUUAUAAAAGAGCUCUGGCUGAGAUUGGGGCUCCUCUGUCAGACUCAGUGGAAUUAGCAUCCUUCCACACGGCCUCGAAAGGCCUCAUGGGAGAGUGCGGUCUGCGUACUGGCUACGUUGAGCUUGUGAACCUUGACCCUGCUGUAAUGAAGCACAUCAACAAUCUAUUCUCCACCAACUCCUGUCCCAUUUUGGGACAGAUUGCUCUGGAUGUGAUGGUGAAUCCUCCACAACCAGGAGACCCCUCAUACCCUCUCUAUUUGAAGGAGACGCAGCACAUCAGGGCCUCGUUAGCUCAAAACGUGAGGAGGGUGGAAGAAGUCAUCAACAGCUUCCCAGAUUUUAGCUGCCAACCACUGGAAGGAGGAGCAUUUGCAUUCCCAAGAGUGUUUCUUCCACCCAAAGCCAUUGAGAGAGCCAAGGAGGCUGGACUGCAACCAGACACAUUUUACUGCUUGAGACUUCUGGAGGAGGCCGGAGUGUUGUUUAGUCCUGGGACUGAGUAUGGACAAAAGGAGGGCACCUACCACAUCAGAUUUUGCAUCAUGACCCCCACAGACACCAUGGAAGAAAUACUGAGACGUUUGAGCGCCUUUCACGAACAGUUUAUGAAGGAGUUUUCAUGAAAACCAAAAAAAAGUCUCUUCUGAUCUUGCAGUCAGUAAAA
Poecilia latipinna (sailfin molly) is the source of this 1641-nucleotide messenger RNA. Its product is annotated as alanine aminotransferase 2. Gene Ontology annotation, biological process: biosynthetic process. The record is from RefSeq and is a predicted model, not a curated record. Bases 170 to 1600 code for a protein of 476 amino acids. NCBI's taxonomy places the organism in Eukaryota, Metazoa, Chordata, Actinopteri, Cyprinodontiformes, Poeciliidae. The transcript has 11 exons. Gene Ontology annotation, molecular function: pyridoxal phosphate binding; transaminase activity.